Molecule: messenger RNA, 1175 nt
Organism: Microtus ochrogaster (prairie vole)
Lineage: Eukaryota; Metazoa; Chordata; Mammalia; Rodentia; Cricetidae
Gene: Mtres1
Product: linkage group 9 C6orf203 homolog
Exons: 4
Coding region: 144-860 (238 amino acids)
Biological process (GO): regulation of mitochondrial transcription
Cellular component (GO): mitochondrion
Molecular function (GO): RNA binding
Source: RefSeq, a predicted model, not a curated record
GGUGGCCCCCAGGCCUGCGGUCGGCGCGAUCAGGGGAGGGACCAGCGGACUUCGCAGACUUCCAUCACUUGGGAUGUUUGCCUGCUGGAAGGUGAAGGAGAUCACGGACAGAGAGUGAGUAGCUAAUAAAGGGUGCGUGCAGCAUGGCUGUAACUGGGCUCAGACUGCUCACUGGUGCUCUAAGAAAGCCAGACGCCUGGCUCGGACUCUGGGGUGUGCUUCAAGGAACCUCUCCACACAAACUCUGUGCUUCCUGGAAUCGAUACUUAUAUUUUUCUAGUUCCAAGUUAAACGCAUUAAAUUAUAAAACACUUUUCCGUAGCAUUUUUCCUUUGCGACUCCCAGGGCUGUUAGUAGCUCCAAAAUGUACUUUUCCAUUUUCCAUACGACUCAAAAGCAAUAUAAACUCCAAAAAAUCCACUAGAAAGACUCUGCAAAAAGAUGCAGAUGAAGAGGACUCCGAUGAGGAGAUCCAUCACCCCGAGAGGAGUGAGCAGGAAGAAGAACUUGAGGAUGACCCUGGCGUGGUCAAGGACUACAAAGACCUGGAGAAAGUGGUCCAGUCUUUUCGGUAUGAUGUCAUCCUGAAGACAGGCCUUGAUAUUGGGAGAAACAAAGUAGAAGAUGCAUUCUACAAAGGUGAACUCAGACUGAAUGGAGAAAAAUUAUGGAAGAAGAGCAGAACGGUGAGCCAUCCAGCCUGUAAUGACAGCCACAUGGUCCUGACUGUUGCCCUGCUAGUCAGUGCUGUCCCCAAUUCCCCCUUGGGCCCUGGUGCCCUCUCUGAGGGCUUCCGUCCUGGUCACACUGGUGGGAAUCAUUUGUGGGCCACCGUCUCCUCAGUCUUCAUGACCUUAUGAGUCAGAAGAAUUGGAAUAAGCUAGUGUUAGCCCCGUGGAGUCAUGGAGGUAGAUUACAGAGAAAGGUCUGACUGGGAAGGUGCAGCCUGAGCGGGUAGACAGUGCUGUUCACUUCAGCAGGUCUUGUAGGAGCUCUGCUCUCUGAAGGGCAACGGGCACAACGAUGUUUUGUAAUUCUGACAAGUUCAUGUUGAUACUGUUAAUUGAAAGAGGUCAAGUCAGGGUCACGAUGCUUCCUUGAUGUACCAGCACUGGCUGGGGCCAAACAUCAUGAGUCCCAGGGCAGCCAGGGGUACACACUGAGACCUUAUUUCA